UUUUUUUCUUAGCGUGGGAAAGAGAGAGAGAUUUCUGCGUAUAACAGAGUAAUUUGACGUACUUUUGGGAGGAGAGAGAACGUAGACGAACACACCAUUCAUUUUACAAGCACAUAUUUGAGCCCCUUCAAACUCAGCCCACAGGAGCAAGAGGAAACCGCUCUUCCCGCUCCCCCUUCUCUUACUAGGACUGUUUGUAGAGCAGCUGGGUGGAGUAGAGCUCGCUCACACACUCACACACACACACACACACACACAGAUGUUCAUAGACAUGUACCUCUCAACCAGCGAGGAGUCUGAUUUGGGCACGUGCACGUUUUGCAGAAACAAAUACGCACACAUGCUCCCGCACACACACACACAAGUAAACGUGCAGCGGGACUUUAAUCACAGAAGACGACACGCAGAUGGAGCGACUGUGAAGAGCAACGCAGAGGCAGAGAGAGCGAGGAGGAUGGGAGGGGAGGGGAGAUGAAGUGGAUGCAAAACAGAGGACAUACUGGAGAGACAGGAAGACUGUAGAGCGUACAGAAGGCUGGAUGCCUGAGGAACACUGUGGUUAUGCAGAAGACGGCAAGGACAACGUGUAAAAGAAGAACCGGCAGUUAGAGGUGUAAAUCACUGCAGCAAAGGUGCUAGCGUCUUUAGCAUCAGCGCACUGGGCUCUAGGGAGCAGGGAAGGGCUCUUCAUAGAGGAGAAUGGCAGCCUGGUUUGCUGGUGUUGCUGCGGCGGGAUGGACUGAGUCUCAUUCAUUAUUCUAGGAGAAAACACACCGCCACUGUCUACACAGGCCGUUGCAGCUCUCAUCAUCCACUAUGCGCAGGGAUCGAGAGCAAGCACAUGGAAUUGCGUGCCAUCGUCAACAACACAGCAGAACUCUACGUUCCCACAGCAACAGCAGCAGCAGCACAUCUAGCAUUGAUAACAUUAGCCCGGGCACCAGCCGAGAUAUUAGGUAGCACUUUAUGUAGCAGUUUUAGUGAAAGCGACAGGAAAAACAGCGUCAGAUUUGAUUUUUAACUUGCUUAUAAUUGCAUUUUUGAUACCUGCAGCUCUCAGGUUUAUGUAGAACGUUUGCAUAUCAUUUGGUAGAUGGUUGGCGGUGUAUACUGUAGUUGCUGUUAGAGUUUACUGAAGUUCGUGGUUGGUAUGGUGAGGAGAGCAAAUGCUCUAACUGGAUUGGCUGAUGAAGGCCUCCUGGAUACGACUGCUGAAACGAGCAACAGGAAACCGAGUCAAGAACAACAUUGGUGGUUCAGGGGACUCAUAUACUAGUCGGCCAUCUGACUCGGAUGUGUCUCUGGAGGAAGAUAAAGAGACCUUACGCAGAGAAGCUGAGAGACAAGCUCAGGCUCAGCUCGAAAAGGCCAAGUCUAAACCAGUGGCAUUUGCAGUACGUACUAAUGUUGGCUACAGUGCUUCUCUUGAAGACGACGUCCCUGUGCCCGGAAUGGGAAUCUCAUUUGAGGCUAAAGAUUUCCUUCACGUUAAAGAAAAAUUUAAUAACGACUGGUGGAUUGGUCGAUUGGUAAAAGAAGGGUGUGACAUCGGUUUCAUCCCAAGUCCAGUGAAGCUUGAAAGCAUUCGCAUCCACCAGGAGCAACGUGCAAAACAAGGAAAAUUUUACUCGAGUAAAUUAGGGGCAAACUCUAUAUCUAGUUUAGGAGACGUGGUUUCAAACUCACGUAAAUCAACCCCUCCAUCCUCAGCUGUGGAUAUAGACGCUGCAGGGUUAGAUCCAGAGGAGAGCGACCCUCCUCCCCAUCAGCGUUCUCCCAAAGCCAGCCCAAACACAGUAAUAUCCCCUUUAGCCCGUGAGAAACGAAUGCCUUUCUUUAAGAAGACAGAGCACGUUCCUCCGUAUGAUGUGGUGCCGUCUAUGAGACCGGUGGUGCUGGUGGGACCGUCGCUCAAGGGCUACGAGGUGACAGAUAUGAUGCAGAAAGCGCUGUUUGACUUUCUGAAGCACCGCUUUGAGGGGAGGAUCUCAAUCACGAGAGUAGCUGCUGAUAUUUCUCUGGCCAAGCGCUCUGUGCUCAACAACCCCAGUAAACAUGCCAUCAUCGAACGCUCAAACACACGCUCCAAUCUAGCGGAGGUUCAGAGUGAGAUCGAGAGGAUCUUCGAACUGGCUCGCACACUGCAGCUGGUGGUUCUUGAUGCUGACACAAUAAACCAUCCGGCCCAACUGGGAAAAACAUCUCUUGCACCUAUUAUUGUCUACAUCAAGAUCACUUCUCCAAAGGUUUUGCAGCGGUUAAUAAAGUCUAGAGGAAAGUCUCAGGCAAAACAUCUCAAUGUGCAGAUGGUGGCAGCAGACAAACUGGCCCAGUGCCCUUCAGAGCUUUUUGACAUCAUUCUUGAUGAGAAUCAGCUGGAAGAUGCCUGUGAGCACAUGGCUGAUUAUCUGGAGGCCUACUGGAAAUCCACUCAUCCUCCCUGCGUCCCACAGACAAACCCUCUGCUGGAGAAACUCACCACAGUCGCUGCAGCCGCAGUCGCCUGCAAAGACUCACUAACUAAUCCACAACUAAAGAGCAGAGUGGGCGAGCAGACAGCAGAGAGACCGCUGGACGACAGGACGGGCUUUUACGAAGACUACCAUCAUCAUCAUCAUCACUACCAAACUCAGAAGCAAGGAAGUUUGGAAGACGACAACACUGAGGAGAGAGACGCUAAAGCUAACAACGACCAACAAUCGAGUGAAUGGAGAAGUCGGCACAAACACCACAGCCAUCAUCAUCACCAUCAUCAUCACCGCCACCAUCACCACCAUCACAGUCGCACCACGCGGACGCUUUCCAAACAAGAGACGUCAGAGUCCACGUAUCCCGAGCCUCUCCCCGGACACACGCAGGAAGAGGAACCGCCAGACCAUCAUCACCAUCACCAUCAUCAUCAUCACCACCACCGGGGCGACAAAGAGAAGGAAUACGACCACAACGAGAGGAACGGGCGGCAAAGAGGAAAGCAGAGGUCACAACGAGAACCUUAUCAAGAGCGGGACAGGAAACGAGGAGAGGCGGAAUGGGCGAGAGAGCAUUACAUAGAGCAGUGACACGCGUGCCACAUACACACCGACCUCAAUCUUAUGUGUUUUUACAGGCCAAUGUAAUGUAUAUGACACGUGUAUCCAUACAUGACUUUUACAAGUGUGGACAAAUUAAAUAAAGACUAUUAUAUAUAAUUUAAUAUGGCAUGAAUGAUGGAAUUCUCUUUAAAGAUUGUAGAAUUUUGCGUAUUUAUUUUAUUUUAUUUUUUUCCAUUGUAGAUGCACGUUAACCCAAAGGAAAAAAAAAAUGUUUGUAUUUUUUUAAAUCGAAAUCUAAUAACUUGCUCUGCCUUUGAAACAAUCUUGGUUUUUAGCUGUUGUGAGUGACCGUUUUAGAAAUCAAAGCAAGUUCGUAGCAAAAAUACCACCAAAAAUGGCAAAAUGUCUUUUUUAUUUUAUAUAUUUCUUAAAAUUCUACAUUAGGUCUAGUUAAUUACUCAAAUUAUUAUUAUUAUUUAUGGAAUCUUAGUUUUACCACAAAAUAAUAAAAAAAAAAAUUAAGUUAAAUUGAUUUUUAGUUUCAGUUCUGAAAAAAGAAAGUUAGAAACCUAAGAUGUAAACUUGCAAAAAAGUCAGAACUGUGAGAUAAAAAGUAGCAAUUAUCUUUUAUAUUUUUUUAUUCUGUUGGCUCAAAAAAAAAAAAAAAAAAAAAAAAAAAAAAAAAACAGAAUUGAAAGAUAUUGCAAGAAAAAGUCAGAAUUGUGAGAUAAAAAGUUGCUUUUACUUUUUAAUUUAAUUGAACUAUCUUAUGGCAGAAACAGUCUUCCAUAAUUAUUAUUAUUUUGUUAUUAAAAAUUCUUUUCACCCAGAAAGACAUCACAAUUGUGAGAAAAAAAGUCUAAAUUGUCAAAAAUUAGAAUACCAAGGAAAAAAAGCUUGAAAAAAAGAGUCAGAAUUGUGAAAAAAGUUAAAAUCCCUAGAAAAAAGUCAGAAUUGUGAGUCACAAUUCACAAGUCUAAUUCAAAAUCUAAUAACUUGCUCUGCCUUUGAAACAAUCUUGGUUUUCAGCUAAUGUGAAUGACCAUUUCAGAAAUCAAAGCAAAUUUUUAGCAAAAAUAACACCAAAAAAAGGCAAAAUGUUUUUUUUUUUAUUUUAUAUAUUUCUUAAAAUUCUACAUUAGGUCUAGUUAAUUACUCAAAUUAUUAUUAUUAUUUAUGGAAGCUUAUUUUUACCACAAAAUAAAAAAAAUAAUUAAGUUAAACCGACUUUUUAGUUUCAAUUCUGAAAAAAGAAACCUAAGACGUAAACUUGCAAGAAAAAAGUCAGAACUGUGAGAUAAAAAGUAGCAAUUAUCUUUUAGAUUUUUUUAUUCUGUUGGCUCCAAAAAAAACAACAACAACAAAAACAGAACUGAAAGAUAUUGCAAGAAAAAGUCAGAAUUGUGAGAUAAAAAGUUGCUUUUACUUUUUAAUAUAAUUGAACUACCUUAAUUAUUUUUUUUAUUCAAUGGCGGAAACAAUCUUCCAUAAUUAUUAUUAUUUUGUUAUUAAAUAUUCUUUUCACCCAGAAAGACAUCACAAUUGCGAGAAAAAAAGUCAGAAUUCCAAGGAAAAUUUUUUUGAAAUUUUGAAAAAAAAAAAAAAAAAGUCAGAACUGAGGAAAAAAAGUCAAAAUUCCUAGAAAAAAAGUCAGAAUUGUGAGUCACAAUUCACAAGUCUGAUUCAAAAUCUAAUAACUUGCUCUGCCUUUGAAACAAUCUUGGUUUUCAGCUGAUGUGAAUGACCGUUUCAGAAAUCAAAGCAAGUACAUAGCAAAAAUACCACCAAAAAUGGUAAAAUAUGUCCCACUAUAGAAAUAUUGUUUUUUUUUUUUU
This is a messenger RNA of Labeo rohita (rohu), 4867 nucleotides long. RefSeq names its product calcium channel, voltage-dependent, beta 2a (gene cacnb2a). Bases 1188 to 3059 code for a protein of 623 amino acids. Gene Ontology annotation, molecular function: high voltage-gated calcium channel activity; protein binding. The transcript is spliced from 14 exons. Gene Ontology annotation, biological process: calcium ion transmembrane transport; chemical synaptic transmission; regulation of voltage-gated calcium channel activity. NCBI's taxonomy places the organism in Eukaryota, Metazoa, Chordata, Actinopteri, Cypriniformes, Cyprinidae. Gene Ontology annotation, cellular component: voltage-gated calcium channel complex. The record is from RefSeq and is a predicted model, not a curated record.